Molecule: messenger RNA, 3430 nt
Organism: Tachysurus fulvidraco (yellow catfish)
Lineage: Eukaryota; Metazoa; Chordata; Actinopteri; Siluriformes; Bagridae
Gene: s100p
Product: calcium-activated potassium channel subunit beta-2
Exons: 6
Coding region: 1851-2636 (261 amino acids)
Biological process (GO): potassium ion transport; detection of calcium ion
Cellular component (GO): voltage-gated potassium channel complex; membrane
Molecular function (GO): potassium channel regulator activity; calcium-activated potassium channel activity
Source: RefSeq, a predicted model, not a curated record
AAAUGUAAUGUGAAUGACUGUUACAUUAACAUUUUUUCAAGUUAUAAGUAGCAGUAGUAGUUAAAGGAAGGACAAUGAGAUUCGGAUUCAGGAUGCUGAAUCAUUCUGCAGCAUGGUUACAUUUAUUUUACUUUCACCUCAUCAACAAUUUUGUGCUUUGUUAGCAGUUUACUUUCAUUGUUCUAAUUAGUGUCACAAUUUCAUGCAACAUUAGGCAUGUAAUUAUGUCUUAAAUAAAUUCACAAGGGAUUGUAGAACUAAUAAACCCAACAUUGCUAACGAGGCCCAGUGGACACAUCGAACCAUAAAAACACACUUUAAUUUUACUUUCUUCUUCACAGUUUUAACCUGUCUAAAUCAGUGAGUCCUAGACGCUGCUUGUGGAUUUAUUUGUUUUCAAAUAUGUUGAUAAUUGUUUUUUUCAAGCCAUACUUAUUUAACUUUUUGGCAGAAAUUUAUACCAUUCUCUUUUCAGAACCUAAGAGUUUUGAACUGGUAGCUUUGUGGUUUUCACAAACAGUUGUGAGUGGAGAAGAGUAUAAUCAGUUAUUCUUCUCAUGUGUCUCUGGAUGGCAAUAUGAGCACGAUAUUUAGCAACAGACAUAUUGAGACAUAGGCUCAGCCCUCUUAGGUACACUAUAUUCUUGUCUAUGCGAUAGUUUACACUCAUAAUCAACCCAAUAGGAAUUAACAAGCUUCCAUUUACCUAUAAAAUGUCUGCUGGAUGUUCAUUAAUCUCAUAAAAAAAACCUGCAAGCAUGUAGGUACUAUAUUUCUGAGCAAAUCAUCAUAAAUGCUCAAGGUGCACAAAAAACAAAUAUCACUGCAUAUUCAUUUUUUUUAUUCAUUCACCUGUUCCCACAAACUUCACUUCAAUUUCUCACCCAUUUCUAUAGUAAGUUUCUCACUCAUUGCCUCAGUCAAUCAUUCAGUCAUUCUCUAUCCAAAAUACUCAUUCAUUCAUUUAUUCAUUCAUUUAUUGCUGAGAUCAUAUUUUUUAAAUUUGGUCAUGAGUCAUUCAUUCACCUGUUCCCAUUCCCAGACAUUCAUUUAUCCCUCAGUCAUCAAUGCCAUACCUGAACCAUAUUAAUUUCUUGAGUCAUUCAUUCAAAAUUCCCAAACCAGCCCAUUAUUUGUCCAUCAGCCAUUCAUUCACCUGUUCACUUUUCCGAAGCCUUAUUUAUCCCAGAUACACAGAUGCUCAUUUAUACCUCCCUCAUUGUCUCGCCUAUUUCCUUCUCCACCCCUCGUUUACAUUCACAUGUCAUUAAAUCACGUACGUAAAGACUCACAAAAGUCACUGAGAAUGGCAAGUUAUAAACAAAUGAAUUGGACCAAUGAAAUGAACAUGAAUGAGCUUUUAUUUUGACUGUUCUAUUCCCCACAUACUCACAAAUGGACUUCAGGUAAGCCAUCCUUUGUUACGUUCACAAGCAUGUGCAGACACUUGCAAAGCCUUAAACACCGUCACAGAUGUGCUAUAAAGGCCAAUAGUGACCAGCUGCUGGAGACAGAGGAGGCUCUGAAGUGUGGUCACCCACACCCACUGUUGCCUUGCUUGCCUGGUGAGUCAGUAAAUGAGAGAGUGGGUAAGGGAGGGAGGUAGACACUGAUGCUAUUGGGGAUCAGUAGCAUGGUGGGUGCUCCUUUCCUUCCCAGUGCUCUACUCAUUAUCCCCCAUCCCGCUGCUCACUCACUACCUAUGAAUAGUCAAUAACAAACAAGCAAGCAGGAAAUGAGGGAGCAGAUGAAGGCGACCCGUCGACUGAUGUCAGCUAUGUUUAUUGAGAGCUGCUUUAUUCAGAUUAUCCCAGCAGUCCUUGCCGAAUACAUUGGAAAGUGCUGGGAGGAUGUUCCUGUGGGCUGGAUCCAAAGGACCUCAGGGAUCAGGAAAUGAAAGAAGGACCAUUUAUCAGAAGAUCAGAGAAUAUGACAUUCUGGACAAGAAGAAGACUGUGACAGCACUGAAAGCAGGAGAGGACAGAGCUAUUCUCCUUGGGCUUAGCAUGAUCUUCUUUUCUGUCAUGAUGUACUUCGUCCUUGGCAUUACAAUGUUGCGGUCAUAUUCAGACAGUGUGUGGACAGAGGAGUCAAGCUGUACCGUGCUAAAUGCAACUAUUAUUGGAGAGAUUAACUGUAGCUACAGCUGUGGAGCAGAGUGCCGGAAGAGCUCCAGAUACCCAUGCCUACAGGUGUAUGUCAGCCUGAACUCAUCAAGCCGAAUACUGAGACUGUCCCACAAUGAGGAAACCCAGGAGACCAAUUCUGAGUGUUUCUUUGUCCCUAAGUGCCGUAAAGACCACUCAACAAUGCAUGCUUUGGUACUGAACAUCUCUGAGCGUCUGAAGGCCCAGCAGCAGGUGCGUUGUUACACAGACCCAACAGAACAGCAGGACAGCGCCAUCCUGACGCGCCUCUACGGUAGUGCUGCCAUUCUCUCAUCGCUGCUGUGGCCAACAUGCACACUUGUGAUUGGCGUGCUCAUCGUUGCCAUGGUCAAGCUCACACAAUACCUUUCUAUCCUCUGUGAGCGGAUAAGCCGCAUUAAGAGGACUGAUCUCUCGGUACUUGCAUCUGCCUCACACUCCAUGGAGGGCAGCAAAAAGUGCAGCAGACCCAAGCGGGAUCAGAUUUGAACAGAAAAGGGCCCAAAGAUGAACGGCCAAAAGUGGAAUGAUGGACAGAUUAUUUGGCUGUACCCAGCUUUCUAUGCCUCUAUAAGGAAUAGAGACAGUAAUGACCAGUGACAUGUUUUUGAUAUGCCUCUGCCUUCCUGUCAAAUUUUGCUAAUUAAUCUGUAUUGCGUUGAAAAGGACAGACAUUUGUCUUGGACAAGGUCAAGAUUUUAGAGACUGAAAUUUGUGCCUGGUAUUGUGUUAACAGCAAAGGCUGUGUGAAGUCUAGCUGAAUAAAGUGUCGAUUAUAUUCACUUAAUAGUGUUUUUCAAACCUGGUCUUUUGCCUGGAGCUUUUAAUUUGCUGACCAGAAAAAAUAUCACACACCAAUAUACUGAACGUAAUUUACUCAUUCAUGAAAAAAUUAUUCAUAAAAGUUCACCAGGUUCACUGACAAGAUGAUGACUUACCUAACGCAUAAAUAACACAUUAAACUUAAUAAAAAUAAAUCUGUAACCAUAUAAUAACUCUGCUGAAUGUGUAAUGUGCACUUAGUUACAGUUUCAUGUUCUGCUCAGAUCUGAUGGAUGUUCAGUAAUUUCCACAUGAAUGCAAUUUCCAAAGCUCUGCUUAUUUUCAUGAAAAUCAAUAGCUUAAAUUACUAAACCAUCAAUAAGACCUAAUGGAGUUGUGCUUUGUCCUUGAUGACCAUUUCAGUCUGUAAUUAAUUCUUUAAUGGGUUCUGAAGUUUCUUAGUGGGAAACCAAUAAAUGUAACACAGAUCAAUACUGGUUUAACGGCAUAUAUAUAUAUAU